CGUGUGCGUGGGACAAUGGUCAAAGCGGAGCUGGGGCGGGAGAGCUCUCCGUUCCGAUCAUCGUCUAGGGAAACAAAGAGGGCGGCGAAACCCUGAUCUCUUCAGUCUUCGCGAACCCUAAACAGAUCUCUCUUUCUAACCUCCCCAAUUUCAAACCCUACUUGCAUUCAGCACGUCCGUUCUUGUUUUCCGCCAUGGGAUUGUGGGAAUCUUUCCUCAACUGGCUGCGGAGCCUGUUCUUCAAGCAAGAAAUGGAGCUGUCGUUGAUAGGUCUCCAAAAUGCAGGGAAAACAUCACUUGUUAAUGUUAUUGCGACUGGAGGAUACAGUGAAGACAUGAUUCCUACUGUAGGGUUCAAUAUGAGGAAGGUUACUAAGGGAAAUGUUACCAUAAAGUUGUGGGAUCUUGGUGGUCAGCCAAGGUUUCGAAGCAUGUGGGAGCGAUAUUGUCGUGCGGUCUCUGCCAUUGUGUACGUUGUUGAUGCAGCUGAUCAUGAGAACUUAUCAAUCUCAAGAGGCGAACUCCAUGACCUAUUGAGCAAGCCCUCACUAACUGGUAUUCCUUUGCUAUUACUUGGGAAUAAAAUUGACAAGCAUGAAGCGCUCCCUAAGGAAGCCUUAACUGAGAACAUGGGGCUGAAGUCCAUCACCGACCGCGAAGUUGGCUGCUUCAUGAUCUCAUGCAAAAAUGCGACGAAUAUCGAUGUCGUUAUUGACUGGCUUGUCAAGCACUCUAAGACCAAGAAUUGAGUAUUUGGUCUCUGUAGUAAUCUUCUAAACUUUGAGGUUUUGGCUAACUGGGAUUGGGCCUUCUGACUUCUUCUGAGGCUGAUCUGGGUUUUCUGAUUGUUUAUAAAAGCUCAAUAUCUAUGGGCUGUAAAGAGUUGGUGUUUUGUGUAAUUUUAACUUAAUUGUUGUGAACAAUUGUUCUAUUUGUGUUAAACGAAUGCUAUGAAAUAAAUGGCUCUUUGUAUGGUGUUUCUUUUCA
Messenger RNA from Phalaenopsis equestris, 987 nucleotides. Its product is annotated as ADP-ribosylation factor-like protein 8a. Lineage: Eukaryota; Viridiplantae; Streptophyta; Magnoliopsida; Asparagales; Orchidaceae. The transcript is spliced from 6 exons. The coding region runs from base 195 to 749 and encodes 184 amino acids. The record is from RefSeq and is a predicted model, not a curated record. Gene Ontology annotation, biological process: protein transport. Gene Ontology annotation, molecular function: GTPase activity; GTP binding.